CUUCUCUCUCCAUCUCUCUCUAUAUAUUUAUAUGUAAAGAAAAAACCAAAUUCUCAUCCCAUUUUCUUCAAAAUCAAAUAGAAAAGAAAAGGCUGAGAAAUUAUGAAGCUUGUUUGGUCACCGGAUAGAGCUUCCAAGGCAUAUAUCGACACAAUCAAAUCAUGCGAAAUCUACGGCGAAUUCGGCGUAGCGGAGCUUCUCUCUGCCAUGGCCGCCGGUUGGAACGCCAAACUCAUCUUCGAGACUUGGUCUGACGGUGGUCCAGUAGCUACAAGCGUCGGCCUCUCCAUCGCCGCCGGACACAGCGGCGGACGCCAUCUCUGCAUCGUCGCCGACGAACGGUCAAGAUCGAAGUACGUGGAAGAGAUAAGGAAGGCCGGGGUCACAUCGCUACCGGAAGUGGUGAUCGGGGACGCAGAGGCGGUGGCGGCGGAGACGGAGGGUGUGGAUUUUCUGGUGGCGGAUUUUAGGGGGAAAGAUUUUGCUAGGGUUUUGAGAGUUGUAAGGGUUAGCGAGAGAGGAGCAGUUUUGGUAUGUAAAAAUGCAUGGGAAAGAACUGUUUUGGGGUUUAGAUGGCAAGGGGUGCUUCGGAGAGGGACACGUGUCGUUAAGUCCGUUUUUUUGCCGGUGGGCCGGGGUUUGGAAAUUGCUCAUAUUGGAAGCGCCGGUGGAAGUUCGAACUCGGCCGUGAUUGGUAGCCGUUGGAUCAAACAUUUCGAUAUACGGUCAGGAGAAGAACACGUGUUUCGUGAAUGAUAUCAAGGAAGCGGAUCAUGGCAGUGGAAGAGAUAUUUCUUUUUCCUUUUCUUUUCUUUUCUUUCUUUCUUUCUUUUUGCUCCUUUUAUUAAAUAUAAUAAAGAUUAAAGAAUGUAGACACGAAUGUAAAUUACUUGUAUUCACGAUUUUGAAAGUGAAACAAUUAGAAUCCAAUCCACCAUAGUAUAUUCCAACUGUUAAUCAAACAAUAUUAGUAUUA
Cucumis sativus (cucumber) is the source of this 976-nucleotide messenger RNA. RefSeq lists its product as uncharacterized. The record is from RefSeq and is a predicted model, not a curated record. Bases 103 to 756 code for a protein of 217 amino acids. NCBI's taxonomy places the organism in Eukaryota, Viridiplantae, Streptophyta, Magnoliopsida, Cucurbitales, Cucurbitaceae. The transcript is spliced from 2 exons.